GUUGGACGAGAUGCUCUCCGACUCAGAAGGUUCAAAUAACGAUUAAAAACGUUUGGGUAGGGUAUUGAGACUAACACUUAGGCGCGGGACACGCCCUAACUCACACGCCCUUACAUACCUUGGCAUUCUGUUCGCUCCUCUACAUCCUUGACUCUACACACUGGUAGUCUCGCUACCCACUCCUGGAUUACCUUAGUUUUCGCUUCCGCCAUCGUUUCGUGCGUCGUCUACUUGGUCCUCGCGUCGCUACUUAAUCGUCAAAUAGUGUCUUAAAAUCUUAUCAGAUGAAGCCGAAGAAGCAUAAGACGGAGGGCAUCGCGCUGCUUUCGAUGUACGCAGAGGAUGACGACGAUGAGAUGGAGGAGGAAGAAGAGGAGGAAGAGGAGGAAGAGGAAAAUAAGGCACGAGAGGAAGGAGAUUCAAACGCGCAACAAGGGGGAGAGUCGGCGCGGGGGCAAGAACGCGGAGAAUCGGCGGAAGUGCGGGGCGGAAGCGGAGGAGGAGGCGAUCGGGGGGGAUAUGAAGCGGGGGGAGGAUUGGGGGAAGCGGAGCUGUCGUCCGCGCGUGGCGGGUUGAGUCGGUCGGGGGAGCCGGCGGAUCGAUCUGGGGGGGACAGGGGAGGCGCGUUGGGAAUUUUUGGCUACGGUCACGAUGCGGGGGACGAUGAGGUAAGUCGCGGAGCACUUGUCGCUGCUUUAGGGUUUCGUGAUCGCAUCACCUCACUUCCGCUCGCUCUUCUCCGCCCAUGCCCCCGCUCCUCUCCCCCUCUCCCCCCAUCCUCCUCUCCUGCCCUGCUUGCCCGCCUCGCCGUUCCGCCCCCCCGCUUCACUCCUUUCCGCCAUCCGCUCCGCUCCCCGCUUAGGUGCGCGCAGGAGGCGGAGGGGGAGAGGGAUGAGCGGCAGGGAGGCGCGGGAGCGCUGCGAGAAGCCCCCAGCCGCGCGACCCCAGGGUCGGUGCAUAUCCUUUCCCCCCCCGCUGGACGAAGCACCCCCACUCCCGGCUUGGGAACUGGCCCGGUUGACCGGGUUACUCCCCCCCCUCCUGGCACGUUGGAGGGUGACGUGGCGGUUCUAGCAGCCAAUGGCGUUGCGCCACGUGGACAGCUGACGCCCCCCGUUAAUGGGACUGUACAGGGAGAUCUGGGGGGCGAAGGGGAGGCUGGAGGAGAGAGAAGAGGAGGAGAGGGUGGGGAGAGGGGUGGGGAGGGGGGUGUGGAGGGGCAAGGAGGGGAGGGGGAGGGUGAGGAGGAGGUGGAGGAAGCAUUGAGAGGGUUUCUGCCCCCAGCGCCACGAGAGAAGUGCGAUGAACAGCUACAGGCCAAGUUCAUCCGAUACCUGGAGCUGAAACGAGCCGGCAGGAGCAUCAAUGACGCGCUGCGCAACUCCAAGGGCUAUCGCAACCCAGACUUCAUGCAGCAGGUGGUGAAGCAUGAGGGCAUAGACGAGCAUGGCUCCUGCUUUCCUAAGGACGUCUUUAAUCCCCACGGCUUUGAGCGAUCGGACUACUAUGAUGCUCUUGUGGCGGAGCAGCGGAGGGAGAUGGAGCGGAAGGAGCAGGAGAGGAGGCAGAAGGGCGGCCAGAUCGAGUUCCAGCGAGGCGGCACCGUCGUGCAGCUCAUCGCUGCUCCGCCUAAAGGAGCCCAACCCACGGCAGACGCGGUGUCUGCAGCAGCAGGAGGAGGGAUGGCGCCUGUGCAGGCCAUGGCAGCAGGAGCGGUGGCGGUAGGAGCAGCCGUAGCAGGAGCGGCAGUAGCAGGAGCACCAGCAGCAACAGGGGCAGUGACAGCAGGGGCUGCGGCGGCCGUGGGGGCAGGCAUUAUGGGGUCUGCUCCUGGUGCUGUGAGGGGUGGCGGCGGUGGUGGUGGCGGUGGGGCCGGCGGUGAGGGGUUGACGAGAGGGGGGAAGCGGAGCAAGUGGGACAAGGUUGUUGCUGAUGCCCCACCAUCAGCAGCAGCAGGGGGAGCAGCAGCAGCCUCAGCAGCCAUGGCAGCGACAGCAGCAGGUGCUGCUGCUGUUGCUGGCAGUGGUGCUGCUGGUGCUAGUGGGAGUGGCGCUGGUAGUGGUGGUGCUGCCGCUGGUGGUGCUACUGGUGCUGGCAUGGGCAUUGGGCGAGGGGCACAUAUGGCCAUGGCAGCAGCGAGAGCACAUGCUGCUGCCAUCACUGCGGCUGCUGCUGCUGCUGCCAUGGGGGGUGCAGGCCCCACAGCUGGACACAUGUCCCAUGACAAGAAUGGCAACAGGCGUUGAGUUAUGGAUGUCUGUGUAUCUUAGCCAUUGGAGACAGCUCCAUGACCCUGUAUGGUCCAUGAUUUAGGGUUUAGGGUCUGGUGCUGGUGUCUUGUGUUGGCAUGGCUCUCUGUCCAUUCUACUUCCGGUGUUAACAUGGAAAAUUCACCUGCUAUGUAAGGAGAAUAUCGAUUCAUGGUUGCAUGCAGCACUUCAGGGUAUCACUUCAGCAAGCAAGCAGCACUGCACGAUCUAUCACCGUAUUAUCUGCUGUGCGGCAGAGAGCCGAUCCUGCCAAUGGAGGCACCGAAGUUGUUGGGAGAGGUCAUAAUCUCAGAGGAUCCGGAGAAGUGGGCGGCACUGGUGGCGGCCAAGGCGAAGUAUUUGAAGGAGCUGCUGCCGGCGGCGCUGGAAAAUCUGCACACGGCGCAGCUCAGGGACGCAAAACGGUACGAGCAGUGGCAGCGACAGCGGGGGCUCCUGGGAGGACCGACCAUGGCAGUGGGUCAUGAGGUGUACUUACGCAAGGCGAAGCAGGACCAGCUGGAUGUGAGGCUGACAACAGAGAGGUGGAGGGUGAAGGAGGUGAAGCCGUCUUGGGUGCUGGUGUUGGAAAGUGCAGACGGUGGGUUAAAGCACGACCACGUGAUGAACGUAGCGCGGGCAAGGGGCCGUAGCGACGGAAGCAGAGUCCCAGCAGGCUAGGCAGGGGCCAGCUGCCUCUGGGAGGGGGCAAGUGGGCACCCAACCUGAGACACCGUAGGCCACGUGCAGAGACAUAAGCAAAGGACGGGUGAGGAGUGCAGGAGCUGUGUCAAGGGAAGCAGAGGAGAAGGGAGAGAGAAAAAGGCAGAGGGAGGGAGGCGAUCAGAGAAGGAUUUGCCGACAGCAGUCACGCUUAUGAGUUUACACGCAUACGUACGGCAGAAAGGAUGGCCAGAAGGAGUGUAACAGGGAGUCGAGUGUAACAGGAGGGGAGAAACUUAUAGCGGAGCCAGGUGUAAGGGAGGGAAGCUAGGUAUGGGCAGGCGGAAGCCCACGGCAGAGGGGCAGCGUAAAGUUCAAGGGGGGGGUUAGAGGUGCGUCACCAGACGGGCGGUUGAUGGGGACAGCGCCUUUCAAUUGGGUGAGAGGAGAAGGUGGGGUCAGCACAGAGGGACGGAAGGCAGCGCUUGGCGGAGCUUGUACAGCCUGGGCAUGCAUGCAUGGCAUGGUGUAUUCUAUUUUGUUCUGCUUGAGGCGAUUGACUUGGCGGGGACCAGUCUCGUCUCACAGAGUCCUGCAGGUAGGAAUAUAGGGUACCACCUGUUAGGAUAACUCUGCUCGUAUGUUUGUUUCUUGCAUAUUCGAAUAAACUCCACUUAUACCAAGGGGAGGUGUUCGAUAGCAGUAGCCAGUUGCUAGAUUCUGAGUGAGCCAAAUCAGUCUGGGCACCCAACCUGAGACACCGUAGGCCACGGGCAGAGACAUAUGCAAAGGAUGGGUG
Molecule: messenger RNA, 3711 nt
Organism: Closterium sp. NIES-67
Lineage: Eukaryota; Viridiplantae; Streptophyta; Zygnematophyceae; Desmidiales; Closteriaceae
Source: the annotation of a GenBank genome assembly